Caenorhabditis auriculariae is the source of this 6797-nucleotide messenger RNA. The record is from the annotation of a GenBank genome assembly. NCBI's taxonomy places the organism in Eukaryota, Metazoa, Nematoda, Chromadorea, Rhabditida, Rhabditidae.
AUGGGUAAGGAAAAAGAAGAAAUGAGGCAUGAUUUCGAGAAAGCACGAACUGCUGUCUUGAUACAGUCGCUCCUGUGAGUUAUUCUCUUAUUCAAGGUUGGACUUUUUUUCAGUAUUUCUCUUUUUUUACCGGUUUUAUCAUUUAGAAAAAGUUCUUGACGCAGCAAAUGAAGGAUAUGCCGAAAAACUAUCAAGUCAAAGCUUACAGUAACAUUUUUUUAAAGGGAACUUAGGGUCAAUCUGAUUGUUUAGCUUAAUUUUUCUUUUUUUCAAAAACUUCUUUCAUUUUUCAUUUCGAGCCUCCCUCCUUUAUUUUUUUCUAAUUUGAACUUUUUAAAGAUCAUCUACGAGCUUACAAUCGGUUUACUUUUUCUGUUUUUUUAUUGAAACUACUCUUUUUCCUAGUCACAUUUUUUUCCUAUGAAAAAAAUAAACGAUACACAUGUUUUUUUCCUCAUAUUGUCCUUUUUUUAUUCUUACUUGAAGCUUCACUCUUUCGCCUCAAUUCAAUUUUUUUCUUCUUCAGAUUUGUACAUACUUUCAGUUUACUUCGAAUUCGAAAAUGUAUCAUCAAUUAUUUGGAAAUUUCUUUAAUGCUCUCAAGUUUUUCAUUUAAAUAUAUUGUUUAUAUUAAAUAAAAAAAGUAAAGAAGGUUGAUAAAGACCGAUAUGUUAUCAUGUACAACCCAAUAAAAGUAUGAAGCAUAGAAAGCAAAUCAAGAAAAAAAAAAAGCCCAAUCGAGCUAAAAAAUUUUUUUGAAAGAGCGACAUAGCAGCGAGAUGUGAGCGACCUUGCGCCGAGAGGCGAGCGAUAUAGCUCGCGGCUCCCCCGCGAUAUAGCGUUUCUCUCGCUGCGACCUCGUCCGUAAAACUGGGUGUACCGUAGACCUUUUAUUCAGUAGCCGUGAAGUGUACACACGAAAACUUUUAGGUCUUGAAGCGGAGCGCAGAAAAGAAGCUCUGUAUACUGUGGUUUUUCCUGCUUGUUUUUUUCAAUGAGACAAAUUCGUGCGAAGGAUCAAAUCCAAUUUAUUGAGCUGUGUUCAAAUGAAUUUCGUGGAUUUCAAAAUUUACGUGUUUUCGUUUAAAAUUAUUUCGCCUACGAUAAAAAAUUGGGGUUUUUGAAGGCGUGAAAAAAACCCUAUUGUAUAAAACAAGAUAGCGACUUUCCAAAACUCCGAGUUUUGAAAAUUUUUAACCAAAGUUGGCUUCUUAAAUUUAAAUUUUGCUUGUUCGAAGGUUUUGAAGGUCGACGUUAGUCUAAUUCGACAUAAACGACCUUUUUUUUUUGGAAAAAAGGCAGGGCAAUCGCUAUAAAACAACCUCAGUUUCAUAAAGUUUUAUAUCAACUUUCUAUGAAAAUUUAGCAUUUUUUUAGCUUCAAUAGUUGAGAAGUGAAGAAAAUUUUCGUCGUAGAAAUAAAAACUUGAAUUAUUCCUUUUUUUAUGCAUUCGAUGAACUCGUUUUUAGCUCGUUUAAUUUAUUAAUUCAGAAAAAAACUUCAAAGUUUACUUUCAAGUGGACGCAGUAAAAUGCCAGCUUCGAUGUUAGUUUUUUUUAUCACUUUCAUAAACUAACAAAAAAAUUUUUUUCAGCAGAUAUUUUUGAUGACGAUGAUGGAUGGGGCGAUAGUUCGUUUCAUUUAAAUUUACUUUUUCUGUGAUUGUUUAAAGUCUUAAUUUCAGGCCCUGUUCCCACUAGCGCCUCGGUCCGCUCUUAUUCAUUGCAAGCUCCCAACUUCGGUAUUAAUUUAUAUUUUUGCCUGUUCAUUAUAUAUUUUCUUCAGUUUUGACGAACGAAAGAAGGUCGUCGUAUAGUUCAAAUUUCAACCAGAUUCCUGAAGAGCCAGAAGAUCAUACUCAAAGUUCUUUUUUACAAGUUAUUAUUGAACAUUUUGGUAGUUUGCUUUUUUCUACUCAGAUGGAUACUCCCUCGCAAGCUUUCGAAAAAGUUUCAAGAUGAAACGAAUUCAAGUAAAGACCUUACGAGAUUAAAAUAACUUUUGAAAACUUUCUUGAGUAUACGUUCAAACUUUCUAAAGUUAGGAACGGUUCAAAAAUUAGGGGUGUACGGUUUUUUUUUUCUCUUAACGCCCUCUGAUUCACCAGGGCUUUCCAUCUUUCGAGCGUAGAAUCAUUUAUUUUCCUUAUAUCAGAAGGCUUUGAAGAAUUUUAUAUAUUUCCAGGUCUUCAGAAAGCGGUUGGUUUGGCGGAGAAAGAGAAUUCUGAAUUCAGUGAUGGAAGCGAAGCCUCCAUUCGCUCAUAUCCAAGCUCUUCCUCAGAAGCUACUGUUAGAUUUGUUGGAACGCGUUCUCCAAAACCUCUCUUCAACUCUACCAACAAUUCGGGUUCUGGAUUUGGAACGACGAAGUUGCCACUCUCUGCUACCCCGAGGAACUCCCCGAAUUCGAGUUAUCUCAGCCCUGCUUCUGGUCCCAACGAAGAAAAACAGGACUUCUUCAAAAUGAUUUCUUUGCCUCCAUUCAUCGGAUCGCACAAGUCUGUAGAAAAUCUGAGACGUUCUCACCGUCUGGAUUCCGACCCCACGAGCAGCAGAAAAUCGUCGAGCUCCGAUCUCUCCAGUGUUUUUGGCUCCUCAUCCGGGUUCGGUCCUGGCGUGUCAACUUUCUCGCGUUCCCGACAAAUGAACAGCAGCUCGUCCGACACUGUGAACAGUAGCGGAUUCGGCUCGAAACCCUCAGACUCUAAUAUUUCCAACGCGAGUUUCGGACCCUCCACCAGCACAACGUCCAGUGGCUUUGUCGAAAUAGCCAGUCCUUCUGGUUCUAAACUUCAAAUGCCAAGUAAGUCAUAAUUUUCUUAACUUUAUGUCAGUGUCAUUCAAAAAUAUGUUGGAAACAUGGGAAAUGUUUAAUAAAAAAAUAAAACAAAUCAAAAUGGGUGGUACCAUACCCUCUUUUGUUUUUUUUUUCUUUGCCAGUUUGAGAUUAUUCUUUUUUUUAAAUACAAUAUGUUUCUUAAACAUGUUUUAUUCGUUUAGAUCUUCCUUCUAAUGUAACGAAGAAGUUCCCUUCGGGCAAUGGGUUCAACUCAUCUGGUAUUUCAAAAUUGAGUUGCUGGUAAUCCAUGAUAAUUUUGAGGAGGAAGUUUUGGAUUGGCGAUCUUUGAGAAAGAUUCCUUCUCCCGUGUUUUGCAAUCGCUUGACUCUGGUUAGUUUUUUUUUGACAGAAAAAACUAUGCAAGAACUUUCAAUUAGUACCGUAGAUGUUUUGAAAAAGAAAUCUUUCAGGAAUUUUGAAUGAGAGCGGCAACGUUUCCGACAAGAAGUGCCGCCGAUGCGACGGGGAAGGACACUUCGCUCGCGACUGCGACCAGCCGCCGCGGGAGAACGACGGCAAGUGUCGCAACUGUAGCGAAGAGGGCCACUUCUCCCGCGACUGUCCGCAGCCCAAGAAGCUCGGCGGCAACUGUUUCAACUGCGGAGAUGCCGGCCACAACUCCCGCGGCUGCACCAAACCGCGCGACUUAUCCCGACUGCCGACGUUUCCGUGUCGCCACUGCAGCCAGGAAGGCCACUGGGCGCGCGAUUGCGUUCAGAAGCCGCCAAGACUCGAUGGUCCGUAUUUUGACCUCAUUUGGAAUUUGAAAAAUCAUGCUCAGUUCUUUUACGAGUAACCUAAAUAGAAUAAAAUAUGCGAUUAUCAGGGUCCGAAAACGUUUCAACAUUUUUUGUCUGAAGAAAGGGACGGAGUAAGACAAAUUUAAAUCUUCAUACACUAGAGAGUCGGAUAUUCCGCCUGUAAUCAUUCUUUGAAGUGAUAAAUAAUGGAAGUUAUAUAAAUUUAUCUUAUAUAUUUACUCAUAAGUUUUCUCCUAAUACGAGUUUAUGAAUUUGUCGAAAAUAUUAAAGCUUAUCAGGCUUAUAAAAAAAGGAAUCUAAUCGAAGAAAUUUUUAAUCUGAAUAGAAAGAAAGGAAAUAUCCAGAGGCUGGGAAUCCGCUGCCACCGCCUCUUAUUCCGCAGUUCCGUGAUGAGGAGGAGCUUUUCGAGAUCAUGAAGAAAAAUCCGACGCCGAUGAACUACGACGGGGAAGUCACUGUCACCAGCACGGCUAUCACAAGUUCUCCUCAUCUCGAGUUCGUUCUCAUUCUCUAAUCCGAUAUUUCAAAAAACAAAACGAAAGUAGUGUUGCAUGAAAUUUUUAAAAGAGAAAAAAAAUGGUGUGAAAUUUGAAGUUUGGAUUUGAAAUAGUUUCUGGACUAGUUUAUAUCGACAGAACUUUUUCCAGAUCGUAAAUAAUUUUUAAAAAAAUCUGACGAACAGUAAGAAUCGUUUUGUCUGUAUCCUUGUGAAAAGUUGAAAAACCAAAGAAGACGAUUGGCAAUGACUAUAAAAAUGAGUGAUUUUUCUGAAAGCAGCUUUUCAGAAACUUCGAACAAAUGUACGCGAUUCCAGAAGAGGUCAUGGCCAACCUCAAACGAAUGAAUUUCGCCAAGCCGACCGCCAUUCAGGGUUAUGCUUUCCAUCAUAUUUUCAAUGGUAAUUUCAGCUGGAGCAUUUUUUUUUAAAUUUUUUUUUGUUUCAGGAGAGGAUGUUCUUGGCUGUGCGCACACUGGCUGCGGGAAAACAGGUUGGAUUUCUAUUUCCGUUCAGAAGAGGAGGUUCAAAAAAUACAUUCGUAGUUUUCCGAACGAGACGAAUGUAGGUAACUCAGUGUUGCACGCGAUAACGAGUUAUUAAAAUUCCAAUUUUAAUGGAAAAUCUAAUUAGAAUUUUCUCAACGAAACAUUUUUUAUCUUUUUUUCAGCUGCCUAUUUACUUCCGAUCGUUUCAAAAAUGAUUAUGGAAGAGAGUUUUCAAGACGAAGAUUCGGACGACGUUGCCUCUCCUCGGUUGAUAGAUACUUUGAGUUUAACUCACUUUACUUUUUCAUGUCCAGUUGCUUGAUUCUGGCCCCUUCACGUGAACUGGCCGUCCAGAUUUUCGAAGACGCGCGCAGAGUUACCUUCAAGACGGGCGUCACAGCUCGGGUCAUCUACGGCGAAACCAACCAGGGUGCUCAAAUGCAGACACUCACUAGCGUCAAGGUUCUCCCGAUUCAGAAACUUUUCUAGUCGAAAAAUGUAGAAACUUGGGAUUUUGGUCGCCACAAUGGGCCGUUUGCGAGGUUUUCUCGACAUGCUCCCCCAAUUUUUGUCUCUCAAAAAGGUUUUAUUUUUAUUAUUGACCAAUACGAAUAACCAAAUUCCCAGAUGAAAUAUCUAGUUUUGGACGAGGGAGAUCGCAUGAUCACAGUGGAUAAUUUUGGAUGCGAGCUGAAGGAUCUGAUCGAGACUCACAUCUCCAAAGGCAGUCCUGAGGAUUGGGCCCACCAGACUGUUGCCUUCAGGUCAUUAUUGUGCAAUUAGCGCUUUCAUCAGAGUAGAAACUAGAUUUGAAGAAAUAUUUCAAUCGAAAGUUUUUUUGGAUUAGGACAACUGAUUUUCUUUCAGCGCUUCUUUCAAUGAGGCCGCUCAAUUGGAAGUGAAGAAUUUCCUCAAGCCAAACUUUGUCAUGUUGGGAGUCGCCGAAUUCGGCACGGCAAACAGUGAUAUUCAUCAGGUUGAAAUACAUCAAUGCAACCAUUUUUUUUUUCAGGAAGUCAUGGAAGUGGAAACUUCAGAAAAAGUUGAAAAGCUUUUCGAAUUGCUUGGAAUUGAUUUUGCGAAGCACAUUGUCUCAGAUGGUUUGGUUUGGCAACUAUUUGAAAUUUCAGCAUGAAAAGUACCUUGUUUUUAGUCAACUAUUUUUCUCUAAUCACACUGUUCCACAAUAUUUCAGGAUGACUUGAAAAUUGAUUACGCCCUAUUUGACUUGUUAUGUGUUUAAUUUGAGGUGCGCGUGUUCUCCGGGAGAAAACUUUGAUUUUCGUCAACGUCCGCACUCUGGUCGAUACUCUCGCCGCCCUCAUCCAGCAAGCCGGAAUCCCGACGACUUCGGUAGGAAUAAUGAUUUUGAAAUUAUGUUUCAAGUUUUACUUGCUCAGAUCCACAGUUUGCGCCAUCAAUCGCAGCGCGAAGAAGCUCUGGGCGCUUUCAAGGAGGGCAAGUAUAAGGUAGAGAAAAAAACAUUUCAACCCUCAAUUAUUAAUUUGAAGGAUUUGUAAUUUUAAUUUAUUACCAAAUACAAUAAAUAUCAAAAAGGAGACGUGGAAAUUUUCUAUUAUCUGUCAAAAAAACGAACCCUAACGCGAAAAACUUCUUAUUUGAACAUUUUGUAUGGGAAUUCGUAUAGGAAUUUUCGUAUCAUGUACUCGUUUGCCUAUUUUAAGCGUUAUUUUUUUUCAGGUUCUUGUCGCAAGCAACGUGGCGGCUCGCGGUUUGGACAUCCGUCACCUGGAUCAUGUGAUCAACUUCGAUCUUCCGCCUGUGCGAGAAUCUGAAGAAUACAUCAACAGAAUAGGAAGGUUUUUUUUUCCGAUUAUUUGGAGUUUUUUAAUGCUAGUUUGAAAAUCAAUGAGAAUUGGGUGCAGAGCGAAAUUUCCAUAACUUAUAUGAACUAAUGGUAAGAUUUUGAUAACUGAAAUCUAUAUCGGAAGAACACGGAGUAAAGAUUAUUUUUAUCUCAGAACUGGACGCGCCGGAAGUACUGGAACAUCGACGACAUUUUUCUGUCGAUCUAAGGAUCUGGAGAUGGUUCCGAAGCUCAUCGAAGUUCUUACCAAAGCUGGAAAAGUCUUCAUCAUUUUUUUUUUCUUUCACUGUAUACCCCCUUUUUUUUAGGUUGUCCCAGAGUUUCUCACUGAGCUUGAGAAGCAAGUCGGUGUCUCGGCAGCCGGUUUGGAUGAGGAAGAAUGGUGA